This is a messenger RNA of Uranotaenia lowii, 1599 nucleotides long. It is a transcript of the gene Cpr62Ba, whose product is annotated as cuticle protein 8. The record is from RefSeq and is a predicted model, not a curated record. NCBI's taxonomy places the organism in Eukaryota, Metazoa, Arthropoda, Insecta, Diptera, Culicidae. Gene Ontology annotation, cellular component: extracellular matrix. The transcript is spliced from 4 exons. The coding region runs from base 598 to 999 and encodes 133 amino acids.
GUGAAUGAAUGGAGGGUGGCGAAGAUGCGGCAGUUGUCUGUCCCGUGAAGGUGCUAGUGAUCGUCAUCUCAUUGAUGAUUAUGGUGAUGCUGCUGCUGAUGAUGAUGAUGCCCCGAGUUACCUAUACUAGGUCUGGCACUGUAAUCGCUGCACCCUAAUCCUAAUUUUUCUGCCGCUCGAUCAUCAAGUCAGGUUUCAACAUCAAUCGGAGUAAUUUCGUUCACUGGAACGAACUAUCGAACGCGGAUGCCACCGUUUGUUGUCGGCAAAUAACGGUGCUCGGGAAUGGUUCUACCAAGUGGAUUCUGAUUCUGCAGAUAGCCAGUCGAAGAAGAUUAUUUCUGUUGGGAAGCAUAAUUAGUGUCCAAAGAGUGACUUAUUAAGUGGAAGAAAACUCGCAUCGAGGACCCAUCUCUAAUCAACCAAACCAAAUUCAUUCUAGUGCAAUUCAAGUGUCAACCUCAAGCCAGUGAAAACUUAAAUCCCUAGCAGGCAGUUGGAUAUUGCGUUCUGAUUAUGCUGUUUGAGGAAAAUUACAGCUUCUAAACCACAGUUCUAGAACCAACAAGCUUCAUUAAUCAUCUCUUGAAAAUCAAGAUGAAUAUGAUACGGCUUUUCCUGGCUGGGAUUCUGCUGACUGUCGAAGUGAUGUGUAAUCAUCUGGUCGAAUUUGUGUCCAAUUAUCAACCCAAUUCACAGAUAGAUUACUCCUUCCGGUAUUACAUAGACAAUCCUCAAAGUGGCGUUUCGAUGGACCACUGGGAGAAUCGAAGGGGAGAUCACGUCCAUGGUGGGUACGGAGUGCUGGACCCGGGAGGAUUUGUCCGAACUGUCCAUUACGAAGUUGAAGGGAACAGCGGAUUUCGAACGGUGAUAAAAACUACAGCGCCAGGGAGCUCAUCGCAGUACAACAUCUACAGUGGCAGAAGGUCCCAACCUGUUCAGCCGAUCUGGAACACACAGCCUAUCGCAUUCGUGCAAAGUACCAAUAAAUCUUAGUCCCUAUCGGAGUUAAACCCACAACUCCAAAUCGACGCGUUCCCAAAGCCCAAUUGCCACAAUCUACCACUACAAAAACCAUUAAGGGUGCUCUGAAGACUUCUCCACUAAAAAAACGCAGACCAAAUUAUAAGCAAAGUAGACGAAGCAAAAAACAAGCUGGCUCUCCUCUACAGUCUCAAUAAUGUCUGGCUUUUCUGGCCAGUUUGAAGUUUACGUUCGUCGUGAGCUUUACGCGCCCUAUCACGCAUUACAGCAUGUCAAUCUGCUGGGAUCGAGCCUAAGAGAUCUAACUUUACGCUAGACACAACAUACAUUUAGUUACCCUCCACCUACCUACAACAUUAUGCAACAACUAGGUCGAUUGCCGGCGCACUUUCUUCUAGUGACACUAAUUUGGACACAUUCCUUCGGCUUAUCCAAAAACUCUACCAUAUGGAGUGCGUGGUUUAAUAUUAAGAAUUUACUUACGAAAUAUAUCUAUGUUUGAAGCGUACUUUUAUAAUUUAAUUCAUGUGGUUUUGUUUCGUUUGCAGCAAAGAUAAAGUUGUAUACAAGACCGGAUUCAUGGGGGUUACUGCCCCGCCCCGCAAUGGUCCA